Molecule: messenger RNA, 28034 nt
Organism: Podarcis lilfordi (Lilford's wall lizard)
Lineage: Eukaryota; Metazoa; Chordata; Lepidosauria; Squamata; Lacertidae
Source: the annotation of a GenBank genome assembly
AUGGAGGAGCUGACGGUGGAAGUGCGCGGCUCCAACGGGGCCUUCUACAAGGUACGCCUCGCCCUCUCGCCGCCGGGAGCCCGGGGAGGAGCGGCCUCGGCGGGGGGACGGGGUACGGCCCGUUACUGCGGGGUUGGGGCCGGAGGGGUGGGCGGAAGGGCGGCCCUCGGCAGCCACCCUCGGAGCGGGGGAGCCUUUGGCCCAGGCCGGAGCGGGCAGACAGUGGAAGGUUGAGCGGUUUCUUUUUUGGGGUGGGUGGGCGGGUGGGGAGGAUAAAAGGUGUGUGAGGCGGGGCGGGGUGGUGUGUGGCUUUUGGGAGGGGCUUGUGGGCGGGACACGGGUGAGGGGAGAGGUCGUGGGGAGAGCCCAAGUUCUGGGUGCGUUACGUGUCCCCGCAGUGUUGAGGUAACGCUUUUUCGUUUUGGACACUCCUGGAAAACGGUGUAACGUGCGAAGGGGCUUCCCUUCGUUUCCCGGGGCAGGGCAGGCCAGGGCUGACUUUGUGAAGCACCUUGAGAAACCUCUUUUGGAGGGUUUUGUCUUGGAAGGCUUUUUUUUUGGCCUUGUUAGCUUGAUAAAAGUGGGGGGUGGGAAAGGGAGCUUCUGAAUUUUAUUUUACUGUGGUGUGUUUAGUCCCCCAAGUAGGACACGGGUGGGGUGGGGUGGGGGUGUUAUGAGUCACUUGUGAGGGGUGUGGGGGAUGCCCUCUGCUGUGAGUCAAAAUACAUUUUAUAUCCCUUUACUAAUAUUAGAUUCAGGUCAGGCAGCAUGGAGUCACACCUCUGGUGAUAAGUAGACCCACUGCUGUGGUUUGGGUUUUAGAGAACAUUUGUGCAAGCUAGGGCUAGAGGUAGGUUGAAAGGUGUGGGAUUCUUCACCCAAAAUGCAGGUUAUUUUGUUUUAAAUAAGCUACUCCUUCAUAAAGUUAGGAAUGCACGACAACCAUAAUACUUUUACAGACUCUUGAGUUUAUUUAUGUCACCAGAAAGCUUUCUUCACUGCCACCCUCCCUGGUAUGCCAGGAUGUUACAGGAUCAAUACAGGAUACUCUCAGCUGUUGCUGUCAGUCUUUCUCCCUAAGCCAAGCCUUGGAUGCUUGAAAAUCCUAGACCUUUUUAUGGCGUGAGGCCUCUGUUCCUCUACAGGAGCACUGAUAGGAAGGCAGCAUUGUGAAUUACAGUUUUAUCUGCGCACUGUGAAAGUUUUAUUUAUACUUAAUCAUAAAUGUAUGCUAAUUACAACAAAACUAUUCACUAUGUCUGUGUUUUGGGUGGGUGUAGUGGCAAGUAUAACUCAUGUAAAUGUGAUGGGAAUUUAAAGUUUGUUGCUAGUUGACAUUCCAUGCAAUACCAAUGGCAAUUUUGUAAAACUUAAGGUUUUGAAACUAAUUACACCACAUUUGCAUUUUGUACUUGAAUUCAUAUACUUAUCAACAUGGAUCCUACUCUUCAUCUGUGGAAUAAAGAAAUUUAAAGUCUUGUAUAAGCUUUACAAAUAUAUCAGAAUAUAGGCAGUUCAUUUGUUCUAAAAUUUAUAUAUUUUCUCAGUAGGGCCUUUUUACUGGUUAGUGGUGUCAGGAAUUUCUGAGAAGUAUUUUGCCUGCCAUUUUAUUUCUUUAUGACCUUGUGCAACAUACCUGUGCCUUACUUUAGUUUUGUGACUCCGGGAGUGUUGAAAGGCAUAUCUUAAGAUAUUUUCAAAUGCAAAGUCAUAGUAAAAAUUUGGAAUUCGUUUUUGUGAUACGUGGAUGACUUUUCAAAGACAGCAAUUGCAGGCUUGUUGAGAGAUGUGAUUUGACAACAUCAGUUUAUAUGUAAGAAGGUUAGAAUGUUCAAGUUUAGUGCCAUGUUAAGUGAAAGCUUUUCAUUCAGCAUUUUGAAAAUUUUGUUCAACUUCAGUAUGUACAUGUGAUGAAAUUAUGUUUAUACUUUGCUGAAUCCGUUUGGCCUUGAAGCUUCCUCGCUCAGCUAGCACAAGCGUUUAUUUUUGAAGAAGUCAGUUUUCUAUUCUGCUUUUUCAUGUGUGCAGAUGGAAGGAGGAGGAAAGUGUUGUUUUCAGAAUGGUAAGUCUGUGAUUUAAAUAAAACCAACCUACUGGCAAUAAUAGUUGGAACUCCUUGUUGGUGGUAAAAGUAAUACAAGGUCUCACUGAGACUGAAUUUAAUCAGUGAUAAUUGCUUCAGGCAGUCACAUACCAGGCAUAUAUGGUUAUUAUCAUGGAUCACAGCACCAUUUUAAAAUUGAACAUUGCUUGGGCCUAGUUGCUGCUAAUGUAAAGCCAGGAUUUCCAGGGCAUUUAAGACAUUGCAUUUUAGCAUUUGUGGAGUUGUUAGCUACUGUUGUAAGUAGCCCUUUGCCUAUAGGUGGGCCUGGGAUCCAAGUUGAAAAGGUUCCGGAUAUUGAUAGGCCGUGUAAGAAUUGGAGAGCUUACAAUUUUGAUAGUUGGCAAAUCUGGAAAUGUUUAACUUACUCUUGGAUUUCUUUUUUGUGAUUUACCGUAUAUUGGCUAGUGACUAUAUAUAUAUAUAUAUAUAUAUAUAUAUAUAUAUAGUGACUGACACAAAAAUAAUUCCAAAUCCUCCAUUUGAAUGCAGGCCAUCCUGUUUUAAUUUCCUGAAUAACUCAGGGAGGAUAUAUUGACAGAAUGCAAAAUCCAUGUGACUAUACUUGCUUUUAGAUUCUUGUUUCAAAAUUAUGGCUAGUUAAGAUUCCCUCACCCAGCAUGUUUAUCUACAACAGGGAUGGGCAACUUGUAGCUCUUUAGAUAUUGUUAGAUUCCUGACUCCCAUCAGCCCUAGUCAGUGUGCCAGUAAUUGGAGACAAUGAGAUUUGUAGUCCAACAAUACCUGUUGGACAAUAAUUGCUUCAGAGCGCUCAGAUAGAUGAAUUUUAAAAAAUAUAUCCGUUAUUAGUAAGCUGCCAUAUGGGGCUUGAUUUGUUCAUGACCUAAUACAUGGCUGUGAAACCUGUGGCUAUUCAGGUGUUACUGGACCACAUCCCCCAUCAUCCCUGACCUUUGGUCAUGCUGGCUGGAGUGAUGAGAAUUGGGGGAUCUGACAACACCUGAUACUUCAUAUCACAAGUUUCCCACCUGUUAUAACAAUGAAUAAAUAACCAGAAAUAUAGUUUAUGGAUAUGGAAGCUAUCAACAGUUAUUUAUUUCCAGUUAAAGAUGGUUGCUAUUUAUUUAUUUUUAAUCUGGUGUGGACUGGUCUCCAGUUAUUAAAAAAAAGCUGACUUUUUCAGUUGAUGCAGGUACUUUUGAUUUCAAAUUGAAGCUAGCUUUAGAAACCCUGUAGCAAUAACUUGGCACCAGCAUUCGAAACUCACCAGGUGCCAGACGCAUUUUGCACCUGCUAUCAACCACUUGCAACCAAGUGAAGAUGCCAGGAUGGCGCCUGACGUCUCCACCAUCUGGAGGUGCAUGCCUGGGAGAUUUCAGAAGAACUUUGCAAUGAAAUAGCUUGCAUUGCACUAGCCAUUGUUAAAUUAGUGCAGGUUAGAAACUGGACAGUGUCAUACUCAAUGGAAGAAGGCACAAAAUUUUUGUCAAGUUCAAAUGAUACAUAGAUUUUUGCAAUUUUGGAACUAUGCUUUAAUAUCUGCUUCCAGUGGUUACUUUGAGCUGUAUUUGUUCUUUACCAGUACUUUUUACUUUCUGCUGCCCAUGAGUCAUAUCUCUUUUGGAUUGAGCUUUACUUGGCUAUCUUAUAGUCACUGGCAAGUUGCAUAGCUGUAAGCUUAUUUUAGGUUAUCUGGUUUUGAUAGUAGAGGCUCUUGAGAAAAUAGGAAGUUAAAUAUUUUAUUUCGUGUUAUGCCACUGUACAACACUAUUUUUUCCUUUGGGUGUAUUAUGAUUUUGAAAAAUCAGUUUGAAAUCCCAGUGUACAAAGUAGCAUAAUAAGAAUAGUUUUCUGGACAACUAACAUGUUCAGAGAAAUGGAGAGGUUUUCAAAAUAAUGGUCUCAAUAUAUCUAUGAUUUUUUUCAAAGGACUUUGUGAUGUGACAUUGACUUCUGAUAAAAUGAAUCUGCUAAACCAGGGAUCAGGAACCUGUGGCCCUAUAGAUGAUGUUGGACUACAACUCCCAUUAUCCAUGACUAUUGACUAAAGUCUGUUUUGGAGGCCUAAUCUGGCCCGCUGUUCAAUCCGGCCCCUGCGGCAGUUUAUUUCGUGGGCUAAAAUCCUAAAAAAACCUCAACAACUUCAAUCCUAAGAAAAGGUCACCAACUUUGGUUGGCCCUUUGGUCGGCCCUCAUGACCCUUUACUUCAUCAAAUUUGGCCCUCUUUGAAAAAAGUUUGGACACCACUGAUCUAGGCUAAUGGUGAUGGGAAGAGGAAUCAAACAACAUCUGAAGGGCAAAGCCGUUCCAUUCCUGAAAUAAACUGUCAAAUUCUUCGUUGUUCAGAUCAUUAAAGCUUUUAUGUUGGUUGAACUCCUGCCAAGUACAACAUAGUACAAAUUUCAUUCUAUACUGAUUCUUGAUCAGUAUAGAAUUCAUACACUUGUUUUUAUUUGAGAAACUUGGCAUGCUUCAUGUUUCAUCAUAAAGUGAUCAGAUGUGCAUAAAUGAGAUAGUAUAGUUCUUAUGUGGAAAUUACAGUAUCAUAUGAGGAGCCUGUUUUAGUGCACACUUGCGUGAAUAGAUCAAACCCCUUUUUUAUGGGAUGCUCAUUGCAGGGGUGUUUUCAAACUAGCAAUGUGAAGCAUGAUGAACAGUUCUAUAGCUAUAACUUCCCAGUUAUGCAUGUUUGAAUUUAUUCUGGGUCUUGAAGGACACAGUUUCCCCUGACACCCCCCCCCAUUUGCUCAGUAUUGAUCCAGUAUUCCCCCCGCCUCGCAUUUGCUCAGUUAUGGUCCAGUAUUUCCUUUGAUACACCAAUAUACCAGUGACACAAACAAACAUUGAGAGUCGUCGUUGGAGCUUUGAUUUAGAUUCUAAAGUUUACUGGUGUGUGCACAUCAAGGUCAUAGAAUCAAAUUACAAAUAACUAAGUUGAGCCCAUACUUGUAAGUUUAUUAUAACUUUAUUUAUUUAUUACAUUUAUAUUUCACCUUUCCCCACGGAGCUCAAGGUCCUAUGCAUUGUUUUCUCCAUCUCAUUUUAUCUUCACAACAACCCUGUGAGGUAGGUUAGGCUGAGAGGCAGUGACUGGUGACCUUCAUAUGUGAGUGAAGAUUUGAAUCCUGAUUUCCCAGCUCCUAGUCCAACACUCUUAAUCACCAUACCACAAAGGAACACAGGAAACUGCCUUAUACCGAGCCUAGCCAUUGGUCAGUCUAGCUCAGUAUGCUGACACUAACUUGAUAGCAGCUCUGCAGGGUUUUAGACAGGAGUCUUAACCAGGCUGGCAGUUGAACCUGAUUCACUUCCCCCCCUCCAGAAUUUAUGAAGCAAACGGAAACAUCAGACCAGGGAACACGAGUGGUUUGGUUAAAGGUAGAAAUAGAAAGCUCUAAACGUGUAAGGUAGCAAGAAAUGAGGAAGCAAAGUUAUUUUCAGCCUGUGAUUUUGACUGUGUAUUUGAAAUCCCUCCAAAUCCCUGAAUUCUAAGUUUACUUGCUCUGUUCUUAACAAGGUCUUGUUGAAUCUCAGUACACCGGGGUUGUCAAACUGGCAUCUACAAAUGUUGGCUGGGCUUACUAGUCAGUCGUUAUUUGUGGUUGUCCUCCAUCCGUUUAGCAUGAGCAGAGGGCUUGAGAGGUGCUAUUUUUUAAUUUGUCCUGAAUAUGUGGAAUAUCUUACAUUCCAUAGCUUCAAACUACAGUGGUACCUCAGGUUGCAUACGCUUCAGGUUACAUACGCUUCAGGUUACAGACUCUGCUAACCCAGAUAUAUUACCUCUGGUUAAGAACUUUGCUUCAGGAUGAGAACAGAAAUCGUGCUCCAGCGGCGUGGCGGCAACAGGAGGCCCCAUUAGCUAAAGUGGUGCUUCAGGUUAAGAACAGUUUCAGGUUAAGAAUGGACCUCCGGAACGAAUUACGUUCUUAACCCGAGGUACCACUGUACAGGGCAUAUGAGGGCUGCAUUUGUGACUAUCCUUUUUGCUCUUGUUGAAUGGAUAUGUAAGAUGCUUGAAUUUUGGCAUUGGGAUUUUUGUUGAUGUUGACAAACUGAAUAAUUUGUCAAGGAGAGAGGUGUGAGAGGCAGGGUGAUAAUGGGGUAGUUAGAUCAGAAACAAAGGUGAAUGUUUAAGAGCUGUAUGAACAUCAUAAAUGUUGUCUAGCACAGGGGUAGGCAACCUAAGGCCCAGUCGCCUUCUCAAUCCGGCCCGUGGACGGUCCGGGAAUCAGCGUGUUUUUACAUGAGUAGAAUGUGUCCUUUUAUUUAAAAUGCAUCUCUGGGUGUUUUGUGGGGCAUAGGAAUUUGUUCAUUCCCCCCCCCCCAUAUAGUCCGGCCCCCCACAAGGUCUGAGGGACAGUGGACCAGCCCACGGCUGAAAAAGGUUGCUGACCUCUUAUCUAGCAUUUUGUCUUCCAGCAGUGGCUACCUGGAUUGUCCUUGGAAGUUCACAAGCUGAUCAAAGCUCCAUUCAUUUAAAUCUCAUAGGUUUCAGUGGAACUUUAGCACAUGCAACUAUAUUAAAGUUGGCAACUUGUAGGCUGAAGUACUGGGAUGCAACAACAAAGCUAAAAACUUAGGGGAUUUUGAGGAAAUCCAGUACUGAGACCAGAUGAUGGAUUGCAUCUGUAACAGGUUCAAGGCUCUCUUGGUGCAGUGGCUUGAGAUUUGUUCUUCAAACAGUCUUGAGAUUUGUUCUUUAAAAUAUAAAUCUGUAUAGAAAUGAAAUUAAUAAUAACAAUAAUGUCCACCACAAAAAAAUCCAACACUACCUAGGCAUUAUACUGUGGUGACUGCAAUGUAGGUUUAAGGUGUCAUUUGGCGAUUAGAUUAUAUAUCUGAGUUUUUAAUACUGCCUGUGGACAAGAUCCAUAGCAUUAUGUUCUCUUGGACCCUGUUCUGCUGCUUAGUGCUCUGGUGGCAUCUCAGCGAUAGCUACAUUUUCCCUUCUUUCUUUGUGAGUCUGCUUUUUUCUUUUUCUUUUUAAGCUCUAUAGUUUUUGUAUAAUUUUAAGAUUGACAUGUUGUAUUUUACAGCAUAGUCCACUGUGAAAAACUUCUUGGUUCUCAGGGGGCUUCUUCAGACUGUUGCGUUCAGCACGGUAGAAAUAAGCCUAGGUGAACCUCAAGUUCCCACAUUUUUCUGGUGUGGUCAUGAGAAGGAGUUUGCAAGCUUUUGCUUCUGUUUUAUGCAGUGGAGGAGCAGAUUAGCUGAAACCUAUUUCUUGGGAACUAGUGCAUUCAUGCUAAGCCAAGGUUUGACUUAACAUGACAUGUGAAUGUAGCCACUGUAGUUAAUAACAUAAGAACACCCUGCUGUGAUGGACCAAUGACCAUCUAGUUCAGCAUCCUCUUUUCACAGUGGCCAACCAGCAAGUACGACCUGAGUCUGUGGAGGCAGAGCAUAUCUAUCCUGGCUAGUAGUCACUGAUACAGCCUUUUCCUCUAUGAAUUUGAAGGCAUGGAUGAUUUUCAUUCUGGUGAAUAAGAACGCCCCUGGGGCCUGAGCUAUGUAUUGUGAGGCUUACAGCUCAAUCCUGUGUAGAAUGAAACAUGCUUAAGGCAAAGUCAAUGGACUUGAGAUUGUAGGAUCAGCUGUUAGCACAGCAGCAGGAGAUGGAGUUGUGAAAAGGAGGUUGCAUUACAGCAGCUGAGUUAGGCUGCCAGAAAACUUGAAGUGGAUUACUUGAGUGGAGGGGAAACUAGUAGCCUUUUAGCUUGAUGCUGAAAGCAGAUUCCUGCUAUUCUCUUCUCUGGCAAAAAUGAAGCCCUUUGUUGAUGAAGUGGAUGAACAGAAUGAAGAGCUCAUCUAUGUCAAGAGAGUUUGAUUGGGAGAAGUAUCAUUGUGAAGAGCUGCUGGGCAGGAGUUGGGAAAAACUCAGGAUUUUUGGGAAAAGGGAGUUUAUGCUCUGUGUUCUCUAGUUAUGUAUGGACUAUUUGCUACUGAGCUGGGGCAAUGUUUAAUUUCUAAAAAGAGAUAUGCAGCAACUUGGAUUUGUGGAAAAUUAAUUAUUUGUAUCCUCUUUAAUUUCUUCGUGGGAAGGGGAGGGCAGAUUGCACUUCCUCAAUGGCAGGAGAAAAACACAUUGUGUGUGCUCGGGCAUGUUCCCAUGCUCUUCCUGACUGAUAGAAAUAGUUGUUGACAACACAGUUUGUUGACUGGUGGUUUCAGUAAUUCUUUAAGUAAACUUGAAACUUUGCCGAUGUGGCUGGGACUCUUAAUUUAGCUAGAAUUGCCAUCACUUAUCACUGUAGCAGUUUUCUUUCCUGAAAGGAAAAGUGGAACGUUUCCUUAACUUAGUUCUGAUGUUGUAAUCUGUGGUGUGCUAACUGCACAAUAAUAGCAGUAUUUCUCUUGUAAUAUUAUACUUUGGCCAAAAUUAAUUAGCCUUUGAGUGUUGUAGCUGAAGAUGAGAUUACUAAUAAACUCAGUGAACCCUUUAUUAAUUUUUACUACGGCCGUACCUUGGAUCCCAAACGCCUUGUAAGCCAAACGUUUUGGCUCCCAAACGCUGCAAACCCGGAAGUGAGUGUUCCGGUUUGCGAAUGUUCUUUGGAAUGUCUGACGCGGCUUCUGGUGCUUGCAAUUGGCUGCAGGAGCUUCUUGGUUUCCGAACAUUUUGGAAGUCUAACGGACUUCCAGAACGGAUUCCGUUCAGCCUCUGAGGUACCACUGUAUAUUUGUUUCUUCUUACCUAGAAGUAAAUAUUAGAAUAGUUAUAAGCUGAAUAGUUCUAUAAUACGGUUGACGAAUAUCCAUUUUUCCUUACAGCUACUGCAAACCAUUAAGUAUCUCUUUUGUAUGCAGUCUUUGGCAUAUUUACCCAUGUUGUGUUUUUUCUUAAAAAUUGUUCCCGUUUAAAAUUACCAUUCUAAUGGGAGGGAGGUGCCAUUUUGCAAAAGAAAAAAAUCAUUCUUGAUAACAGUAUUUAACAAUUUUUAUACUUUAUUCUAGGGGUUCAUCAAAGAUGUUCAUGAGGAUUCACUCACAGUUGUGUUUGAAAAUAAGUACGUACUAUGUUGAAAAAUAUUACUCCCUUUAUUUAGAUACAUGAUGUGCCAUCCCCCAGAAAUGCAUAACACAUAGUUCACUAUGGAGACAAAGCGCAGGAACUUGACUACAAAUACAGUUGAAUGUAAAAUAGAAAGAACACACUUAAAUGUUGUUGCUAAGUUCUUGGAGCCACAGUAGUCCUGUAGUCUUGGCAACUAUAGUAAAUUGAAACGGGUUUAAAUAGAAAUACAGCUGAUCUUACUGUGUUGACAAUGGGGAGGCUGGUAAAUAGCCACUCUGUUGGCUGCCUCCCUGUGACUUAAGGCAGAGAUCCUUCUAUAAAUUAGAAGAGAACAUUUCCCUCUCCUCUCUGGCUGUCACUGUCCUGGUUUAGGUGAUUGGGAGCAAACUGCAACAAGUCUCAGUCUUGUGUUCUUCCUUUCCCCACGACCCUAAUACUUGAGAGAGACCUUCCACUUUCAUUUUAGAACAAAUUACAAUGCUGAAUAUCUACAGUGAGGGGAAAAAGUAUUUGAUCCCCUGCUAAAUUUGUCCAUUUGCCCCCUCACUGUAUAUACCACAGAAGUGUUGUUUGUUUAAACCAGGGUAAAACUGAUAUUGGAACCUAUUUUUUUGGCCAACCUUGGUAAGAACAAACCACAGUUCCCAGCAUUCAUAUGUAAUAUGGAACUCUAGUUUAUUCUAAAGUGAAAGCAGAAAUGUUUGCUCUCUUCUCAUCUGCAAAGGAUGAGAGAGUGGGAGAGCGCAUAAAGCCAAGGCUCACCACAGCUUGCUCAUAAUCAUUUGCAUCAUAGUUUAGGAUAGAGAGUACCAUUUGAGCCACGGAUGGUUAAUAUAAGUGUGUGUUGUUAAGCAAUCUAACAAAAAUGUUGUUGGCUUUUGAAUAUUGAGGUUCUCUGUUUAAUAUUAGUGUGGACAGUAUUCUAUUUGUGUCCAAUAUUAGUAUUUAAAUAAUCAAUUUAAAAUUACAACUGUGAACCAGGGUUACCUUUUCUUACUGACCGUGACGUAAUUUGAAACUUUCAGCUGGCAACCAGAACGCCAAGUUCCCUUCAUUGAAGUAAGAUUACCACCACCACUUGAUAUCAAGAAAGAAAUUGGUGAAGGAGAUGAAGUGGAGGUGAGUUCAUCCAGUGAUGGGCCGUGACUUGUAUUUUUAGAGGUACUGUUGGUCAAGUUAGACCCUUAAUUCCAAUUAUGUCAAAAUGAAUGGAAUUUUCACAGCAAUGCUUGGUCACUUGUGCCAUGGCUAUAAAUUAAAGAAGUCCCCUCUUUCCAGUAGCUACACAGCUGUCGGGAGUCAGUCUGCAUGUUGUUAUUACCAAGUAGAAUGUAUUCUUCAUGAAAGCUAUGUAACAUACUUUUUGGGAAGACCAUGUAUAGUGAGGACAAACAAGUUCUGAAUUAGAUACACAGGACACAACUCUCAAAUCCAACAGCAAGGUGCAUUUAUUCCUCUAGGAGGCACUGCAUUGUCACCAAAGAAGGGAGGAGGAUUCAGGGCUUCCUCUUGUUGCCAUGGUUGGUGGAUCUGUUUCUGUUCUGUGUCAUGCUUGUUUAUGCCUCAAAUUUGUCAUCACAUAAUGACAAAUAUGAAGAAACAGAAACUGAUUGCGAUAGUUCAGAAAAUGAAACUGAUCCUAUGAAUACUGCAUUAAAUUUAGUCUCCCCUCCAACCCUUUUCUCAGCUAUUCUUAUGGCUCAUAGACAUGGAACCACAGAAUUGUAGAGUAGGAAGUCCAGUCUCCUGCAAUGCAGGAAUCUCAACAUGCGGUCCCCCAUCCAAUUUGAAACCAUUCUUUGUUUCAACAUGACACGGUUUUGUGUCUGCAUGACAAUGUAGAGAACUGAGGAGAUGCAGUGAUUUUGAGAAUUUAAUAAUUUUCUUUGUUUUACUCAUAAACUGACAAUACCAAAGAGAUGCUAGGUUCCUUACAGUUCAGUAGUUUGUAGCUCCAAUUGUAACACAUUUUAAAAAGUAAAUUCAGUUUGUAAUUAAUGUUUGACUAAACUCUACUUCCAACAUAACAAAUAUGGUAUUUUACGAUAAAGUCAUACACAAUACAUUUUAUGUUCCUAAAGUAAAAAAGUUGCUUUUGAUGUGUAAAUGCUGCUUUAAAAAUAAAUACUGGGUAUUUUUCAGUUUCCCCCAAAAUUUGUGUUUCCUCUGAAAAAAAACUAUCUCCUCCCCCCGCCUGGCAUGACUUCAAAAUUUCUGGAAAUUUUACAUCUUUACCUAUUUCCAAAGAUGAAUUGGACACCAGUAGAAAAUUGUUGCCAGCAGAUUAUGCCAAGCUCUUUAUCCAUCUGCCCCCAUUUUGUAAUUGGCUUCAUCCCUGUGCUGCCAUUUUGUGAUUGAUAGGCCUAUACAAUUUUCAGCCGUGUCAUUUGAGCCUUGCGAGUAGAAUGUUUGAGAACCAUUGCUCUGUUUUAUAUAAAGAUAUGAAGACAGACAAGAUUAUCUUAAAUUUUAUAUUAAGGGAAAGAAUUUACUUUUACAAUAGUUUAUGCCUGUAUUUGUAUUGAUACUUGUAAUUCUGGUGUACACAGAAAAAGAAAAUCCAGCUUUCAGUAGCCAUGAUUUUGUUGGCUGUCCACAAACAUCAUUGAAAUGAAUCUGGGUAGUGCUAGUUUGUGAAGAUUGAAAGAUAUUCUAAUCAAUAUGGUUUAAAUAUGCUGUAUGAUUCUCCCCCCAGGUGUAUUCACGAGCGAAUGAGCAAGAGCCUUGUGGAUGGUGGCUAGCAAAAGUUCGAAUGAUGAAAGGGGAGGUAAGUAGGAGUAAAACUUGGGAAUUGUAAGCAAACUUCAUGAGGAAACAUCUAAAGAAAGCAUUAAACCUAAGAAAGUUUUAAACCUCUGUGUAGGACGUUAUAAACAAGAGCACUCCAAAAAAUAAACUACGGUAUGCAAGUCUAGUAACCUAUUUACAUGCACUCCCCAAAAUGGAUGGGAUUGGGUAUUCUUAUUUAAAUUUGCUGAAAGUUUUGCUUCCUGAGAGUGGUGGAAUGGCAAAGGCAAAGAGGAUGAUUCAAAUAUUUAUCAUGCUAACUAUUUAGUGCUCUUUGGGUUGCGUCCAGCUAAGUCAUACUCGAGAGAAGACCUAUUGAAAACAAUGGAUUUGUUACUUUUAAGUCCAUGGGUUUCAGUGAACCUGCUCUGAGUAUGCCUUAGUUGAAUGCAGCCCUCUAACUCAGAGGUUUUCAAUCUUUUUGAGACCACGGCUCCCUUAACCAACUACAUUCUUUCUGCGGCACCCCUGUGAGGCGCAGGAGCUCAGUUACGUCCCCCUUUGCCUGCAGAGCUGGCAGCCUCUUACCCUUUUUUGAACACCCUCCCUUGUGGAGUGUUCCCUCAGCCUCCUCUCCUUCCCCCUCUGCUUGGGAGUCCUCUGGGCAGCUGUUGCUACCGACCCUGGUCUCUGAGCUGCCCCACCCCCUGCCCCAAAGAGGUGUGCCUCCCAGAGGCACCAUUUGCCUGCACAGCUUACAGCCAGGGCUGCUGCAAUAGCCAGCUGUGCAAACCCUAGGGAAGCAGAGAUGCAAGAGGGCAUCAGAGGAGGGAGAGAAGGAAAGAGCGAAAGAGUCCAGUGUUGCCCUGAGCAUCAUUCAAGGCACCCCAGGGUACUCUGUUUUCCAUAACAGUUCAUUUCCCAAUGUUACACCUUUUUGUUCCUAUAACACAGUCUUUGUCAACCUGGUGCGUUUAAGAUGUUUUGGACUACAACAGCUGUGCUGACUGCGGCUGAUGGGGGUUGUAGUUCAAAAACAUCUGGAAGAUACCAGGUUGACAAAGGUGGAAAAUGCAUUUUGCUUCCUUAUAUUUAGGGCUUCAAAAACCCCAUGCUCCUGUUUCUCAUGUAGUAUAAAGGCUGAGUUUUACACUACGAUUGGUGAGACCUGGAUUCAAAUCCCCCCCCCCAUAUCAAGGAAGCCCAUUGGACGACUUUCGUCCAGCUGCACACUUUAGCCCAACUUAAACCUUAUUGUUGAUGUAUGCCACCCUUACAUUGGAGGGCUGUGAUAAAAUGCAGUAUAUCAACAAAGCUGAGGCAUGUGUUUUUUGAGGAUGAUACACUAUGGAGAUGAUAAACUGCUAUGAGUAUUUCUGCAUAUUUUUGGGUCAAAUAAUUUUAGAGGUCUUCGGGGGGGCAAAUGUGUGCCCUUUAGAUUGUUUUUUUUAAAAAUAAUUCUAAUCUGUCCUUAGUUCUACGUCAUUGAGUAUGCUGCCUGUGAUGCCACUUACAAUGAAAUAGUGACAUUCGAACGACUUCGGCCUGUGAAUCAAAACAAACCUGUUAACAAGAACACAUUCUUCAAGUGUGCAGUAGAAGUUCCUGAAGAUCUAAGAGAAGCGUGAGUGACUACUCUAAAAUUUCAUUAUAUUGCUAUCUUUUAUCUAAAAAUUGGUUUUCUUUUAAACAACUUAAAGCUGCUUUUUUUUUAAAUAAAAAAAAUCAUCUGAAGUCUUGGACAGAUGAAAGAUGGAGUACACAGUUACCUGGGAAUAGUUCCCAUUAUACUCAGUAGGAUUUACCUCCAAGUAGACAUGCAUUAGAUGACGCUGUGACUCUGUUUUACUGAAUCUUCAAGAAAGACAGAUGGAUAGGAAGGCCUAGACAUGCAGCAGGAUUUUCUCAGUACAGGCAUACCUCAGAGAUCGUGGGUUUGGUUCAGACCACCGCAAUAAAACGAGUCACACAAUUUGUUUGGUUUCCCAGUGCAUAUAAAAGUUAUGUUUACACUAUGGUCUAUUAAGCCAGGCCCCCCUGACUGCAGGGCAGGAGGGGGAAAACCUGGCUCCAGCCCUAGCCAGCUCCACUCUUGUGGCCAGAAGGGUGGCAGCAGUUGGGGGGCUUCUUUCCCCUGGAUGUGGCCAGGCUGCCUGCAGCUGCACCUGUGUCCUCUUAAGGAGCAAUAUCUGUGAAGUGCAAUAGAGCGAUGUAUGCCUGUAGCAGGGAGAAGUGGGUGAGAAAUUCAAAGGCCAUAGACUAGAUUUUUAUUGUGGCAGAAAACAGAAAUUGCUGAGAGGCAUGAAGAGGAAGAAAUAGGAAGGGACCCUAGCAACAGGCGACUGGGUUUCAAGUAGGAGUUUCAUUUUUUAUUAAUGGUCAUUAGUUUGGUGGGUAAAGAUGGAUCACCAGUCUUACAAGCUUCAGCAUUCAAGGAAGAGGAAAUUAACAUAACAGGAAUAUCACCAUCUCUGGGUCCUGCACUCACUUGUACAAAGGUAUUGGAUUUUUUUUUCAUGCUUUUGAAUGCUUUGCCUCGAGUAUUGCAGUUUUAUACAGCAGCAUGUUUUGUUGAUAAAACUGCCACCUGAAUAAAUUUAUAAAUUGAUUUUUCUAGGUGUGCUAAUGAAAGUGCCCAUAAGGAUUUUAAGAAAGCUGUAGGAGCCUGCAGAAUUUUUUACCAGGCUGAAACUGCUCAGCUAAUAGUACUGGUAAGGUAUAUUUUCUGUUUGGUUUGAUCACUGUGUGAGUUUACUUUUUGGCUAAUGUUACGAUUGUGUAUGAGGGAGAAAAAAAAGAUUGAAGACUGAAGGUUAUCUCCAGCUUUGUAUUCAGAGUAGGUCCAUUGAAAUCAAUGCCUAUUGUUUCAAAUGAGUCUGUUCUAAGCACAGCUUAGUUCUCCAGUAACCUUAGUAACCUUGUUACUUGGGUAUAUUGAGAAGCUUUCUGCUUGUGAGUGAGAAAUUUGCUUUAGAGAUUCCAGGGUAGAAAGUUGUGGGCAGAACCAGUAGGCAGAGGAUCUCAUGCAAGCUAAUGCCCAGGCUUUACUAUUUUGCCUUUGACACUUCUGUGUAUAUUGCAAUACAAGUCAGCUGGGUCAGGCUGAAGGGUGCGUGUGCCAAGAUACCUUGCAUAACUUUGUGUACACCCCCAUCCACAUUUCCUGCCGCAGCUGAUGCAUCUGUAUGGGCAUUGCUUUCUGCCGAUAGUAGGUCAGGCUAUCCCAAACAAUAUCCAUCGCACCAUUUUGAUCCAGUGAUGAAAAUAAAUGUUUGCUGACCUUGUUUCAAAAACCAAAAACAACAAGCAUUCAUUGAUGUUCUUCUGAGUAACGGAAGAACUUCUGUCACAUUUUUCCAAAACAUGCAGUUGUAACAAGGAAUUGUUAAAUAAAAUGAGGGCUCUCUAGCUAUAAAUUGCCUCGUAAAGUGGAAAUGCUGUUUGUAUCAUUGUUACUUUAUUUCUACAGUCUGCCAGUGAGGCAACAGUGAAAAGAGUAAAUAUCCUGAGUGACAUGCAUUUGCGCAGCAUUCGAACGAAGAUAAUGCUUAUGUCAAGAAAUGAAGAAGCAACAAAACAUCUAGAAGUGAGUUGUCCUCAUACUGGCUCCCCCCCCCCCCCCAUUUCAACCUCCCUUCUCAAUUCCAGUCUUGAUGUAGCUGUUCUCAUAUUUGAAGUUCUGCUGUUGUAAACAAAUUAUUUUGCCUCCUCCCUAGUGCACAAAACAGCUUGCAGCAGCAUUUCAUGAGGAAUUUGUUGUCAGAGAAGAUUUAAUGGGACUUGCAAUAGGAACACAUGGUAGUAAUAUACAGCAAGCCAGGAAGGUUCCAGGAGUUACUGCAAUUGAGCUUGAGGAAGAUACCGGAACUUUCAGGAUCUAUGGAGAGGUAAAAGGAAACAAGGGGUUUCUUACCUUUGUAGUUGUGUGGCGUUCUUUUUCUUUACUUGCCCUAGUGGUCUGAAUUUGGCAUGAGCCUGCAACUAUAUCAGCCUGCCUCAAACUGCAAUAGAUGCCUCCCUCCGGUGUCCAAGGAUCAGGGAGCUUGGUAGAGACCUUUUCCAUUGUGGCCCCAAAGGCUGUGAAACUCCCUGCAGUGGAUCUGCAGCAGGCUGCCAAACUAUAGUCGUUUUGGAAGGCUAACAUACCUUUUCCAAGUGACUGAUUCUUGAAUUAAGUUUUAUUGGUUAGACUGGGUUGCUGUUGCUGUGGAAAAACGUUUUAAUGAGUUGGCCAAGUAUGCUUUUUAUUGGAUUUUAUUGGUAUGUAUGGGAGGUGUUUUUAGGUUUUUGUUGAUAUUUUGUAAUUUUCUUGUUAGCUACCUUAAGAGACAUGGAACUAUUUUAAAAUAAAAUAAAUAAAAAUGAGAUGAGCACAAGAUUCCAAAAAUUCCAUAGCCUUUUUAAGGACACCGUGCAUUUGCUAGAAGGGAAUGCUUCAUAGUAGCUGUUCCCAAUUAGCUAAGUAUUGAGGACACCCUGUUUUUUAAAAGCCAAGCUAUGGACCUUUUGAAAAACUUUCUAUCCCUGUGUUUGAAAAUAACCUGGGUGGGUUGUCUGAACCUCCUAGGGUUCAAGGAACUCCCAGUCAGGAACCGCUGCUGUAUAGAAGGUUGUUUUUACUUGUGUCUGAAUGGAAGUUUAUAUGAUGAAACUCGUAGUCACUGCUUUAUUUUCACUUGCACUGAAGCUUUCCUGUAGUAUUUUGCAUGUAUUUAUACCCCUUUCUGUGCACUUAAACACUGUCUCUUGUGAUUGACCUUGUUGUAAAUUCCUUUAGAAAUCACGGUGCUUAAAGGUAUAUAAAUUGUUGAAAACGUUUGGUUAUUAGAGAUAGGAGUAGAGAAGCAUGAGGCUACUUGAAGAAAACAGAGAAAUAACAGAGUUUAAAAUAAAAAUAGUACAGAAAUUUCCCCAAAUCUCCUUGUAUUUUAGGCCACUAGACUCCAAUCACACAGUUCGUAAUCUCACAGUUAAUAAUAUGAAUGUGUAUAUUUCUUUAGCAUUUGUAAGUUGCAAAUGAGAUUUUAUGUACCUAUCUCCUGUCUUAUAUUUAAAUGUUAAUUGCCUGAAGGAGUUUUAACUGUUGGAAGGGGUUUUAAUUUUUAAUAUAUUGUGUUUACAAAUGGCUUCUGUUCUUUUCCAGAGUGCUGAGGCAGUAAAAAAGGCUAGAAGCUAUUUGGAAUUUGUGGAGGACUUUAUUCAGGUUCCUAGGAGUCUUGUGGGUAUGUAAUAGUAAUAAACCUUUUAACAUCCUUGAAUACCCUCCCCCUGCCUAUUCAGUAUGAAAAUGUUGAUGUCUCCUCACUCUUUCAUGGCACAUCUGAACUACUAUUUUGGUGGCUGAUACAGUGGAGUAUAUAUAGAGAACAGCUCUGCACUAACAAAUGGAGUAUUCUGGAUUAUGGUUAGAGGAGCAUGGGAAGGCUAUUUCCUUGGAAGAGGAAGCAGGAAAUUGAAGGAGAUGUUAUCCAGGGGAACUGAGUCCAAAUAGAUUCCCUACCCUCAGUUAAUUUCUUUCGGGCUGGAAAGCAAGAGUAGGCAAUCCUUCCCCUCAAUUGUGCCUCUUCAGCCUACUCUUUUUGCUUCAAUUAUUGCCUUUCAUUUUUCUUAAUUUCUUCCUCUUUUUGCCAAAGGAGCUAAGAAGCCUCAAGUGACUCAGUUCAUUAUCUCCUUGCAGAGGCAGUGAUCAAGUGCAGCUCCACUCCUCUCUCCUGAGAGAGAAAUUUUAAGCAGAUGAUACCUAUUGCUGCUCCACACUAUGGUCGCUUCCUGGGCUCAUUCAUCUGCCUGCCAUCCUUGGUGUAUUGGUCAUGAUACCGAGGGAGAAUAUAAAUAUUUUCUCCCUUUGUCUCCUCAUGACCAAGUUCUCGUUUAGCUGCUGCCUGGGACUCAUUCACUCUUCUUCCCUACCACCUGAGGACAAUGCCUACUGAUAACUUGAAGCAUUGUAGUCUUGCCCCACAGGGUCAGUGUAAGGUACAACCAUUGUUCUGCUAGACAUGGAGUAGGCUCUAGUAGAAAGUGACAUGGGACUGGAGUGAUGCUGCUCUAAUCCUGCACAUCAGAUGUUGAGAGAAAAGGUGUGUUUUUCCUACAUGGUGAAACUUCAUUUUGAGUAAGACUGAACAUUUGUUCUCACUGUUUCUGAUUCCAUAUGCCAUGGGUUUUGGAUCAGUUCAUUGUUCAUUGACCUUUUAACUUUUCAUCUUCCUCCUGUUAAGAAUUGUGUGUCCCAAGUAAUUGCUGUUCCAGAUUAGGGGAAGGGAGCUCUCUUCUUUGGGUAACAUCAACUUCUGCCUUGUAGUCUUGAGAAAGUGGACUUCAGUUUUUUGGAAUGUGCCUCUCAUACCCGGAAAAGAGACAUGACUUGUUAAGGCAAAAUAUCCUCUUUUUCUUCCAUAUUCCUAAAUAGUAAUCAGUAGUCAGAUCUGAGUGUUUGCUUUAUUAUAAACACGUUACAACAAUCUUCUGAAAUUCCCUAACAGAGAGAAACAUGGAAUAACCUCAUUGUUAAAAAAUGUGUACAGUGGUACCUCUGGAUGCGAACAGGAUCCGUUCCAGAGCCCCGUUCGCAUCCUGAAGCGAAUGUAACACGUGCGUGUGCGGGUCACAUUUUGCCGCUUCCACACAUUCCACACAGACAUUUUGAGCGUCUGCGCAUGUGCGAGCGGCAAAACCCGGAAGUAAUGUGUUCUGUUACUUCCGGGUCACCGCGGAGCAAAACCCGAAAAUGCUUCACCUGAAGUGUAUUCAUCCUGAGGUAUGACUGUAUUGUGUUUUUAAUGAACCCAUUUAUAAAUAACUUUUAUAUUAAUUAUUUUGAGAUUGUAAAGGGAUUUUUUUUGUUCUCAGCCUUUCAGCUACUUUUAUUAAUAGAUUGCUUGAGAAAUACUUGAGAAAUCUCAAAAUUUUUUAUUUUUUUAUUAAAGGAAAAGUUAUUGGCAAAAAUGGCAAAGUUAUUCAGGAAAUUGUGGACAAGUCUGGAGUUGUGCGAGUGAGGAUUGAAGGAGACAAUGAGAACAAACUGCCCAGAGAAGAUGUAAGAUUUAUCUUAUUUGGAAUUUGUAAUACAUCCAAGGGGUGGCAGGGGUGGAUAAAUUGUAGUGGUAGAAUGAUAGAAAAACCACUGCAUUAGAUUAUUCUUUCUGCCUAGUGUCUGAUGGACGUGUCACUCACAAAUGCUACUACAUUGGCAGUAGGAACACAGGAAGCUGCCUACACAGAGUCAGAUCGUUAAUCCAUCUAGUGCAAUAUUGUUUAUGAUGACUGGCAGUUGGCAGUAGCUUUCCUGGGUUUCAGACGGGUCUCUCUGGGACUGUCUGCAUGUAAAGUAGUUUCUCUUCCAUGAGUUGCAGCCUUUCCCCUUAGGGGUGCCAUUUGAAAGGUCAAAAUGUUUAGUGGUGCCAUUUGUGGGUUUUGCCAACUGCUAUCUAACACCCUUUUGGUUAUUUCAAGCUAAGGUUGUCUUGGCUUCAGACUUUGGCUCUGAAUAUUUAGGUUAUCAUUCUAACUGCAGUUCAGCUUUCUUCUUUGAAGAUGUCAAUACUAAAAAAGUUGGGUAGUGUGAUAAUUUGCUGUGUUUAUGUGGGGAUGCUCCCUACACCUAUCCCCUUUAUCCACUGAGAGAAGGCCCACAGGUAGACUGAAUCCAUGGUAUAGAAAGUUGUAGAAAUUCCCAUUAAAAAUAAAAACAGGCUGCAACCUAGUGCAUGGUUACACUUGUGUAACUGUACGCUGGGUUGUAGGCAUUAUUUGCUUGUGACUCUCUUUGUGCUUCAACAAUAUUACAUUUUAUCUUUGUAGGGAAUGGUUCCGUUUGUCUUUGUGGGUACUAAAGAAAGCAUUGGGAAUGUCCAAGUGCUUCUUGAAUACCAUAUUGCCUAUUUGAAGGUAAGCAUUCUUUGUGGGAAAGACAGCAGUUUCAGUAUCAUGGAAAUGCACAAUAGUAUGACUUGUGAAGGUGAUCAGUAUUGGAUCCGGAAACACAGAAGAUAGCAAACAGCAUACACCAAAUGCUCUGAAAGCAAUGUGGAUGAAAGUUGUCUCAAAAUCAUGGUAUUUUUCAGUGCAUCAUAACAUGUUGAUUUUCGGUGGGUCUUUCAGUCUACAUCUCAAAGCAUUACUGCCCUGAGAGCACUGUGCAUUGAAUAAUCCUAAUUGAAUUUUAGGACUAAAAGAGCUGUUUGCUGCUUUGAAUAUUGUUACAAUAGAAAUAGGGGGUGUAAGUGUUAAAAAAUACAUUUUUUUAAAGAAGCAAAACAGUGGACUUGCUUACAUUUAGUGUAACUGUCCAUGCAGGAGGUGGAACAGCUGCGGAUGGAGAGGCUCCAGAUUGAUGAGCAGCUACGUCAGAUUGGCAUGGGGUUCAGACCUUCAUCUACCAGAGGUCCUGAAAAGGAAAAGGGUUAUACCACAGAUGAGAACAACCCUUCCUCUGUACAAGGCUCCAGAUCCUAUAGUGGAAGAGGUAGGGGACGGAGAGGCCCCAAUUACACCUCUGGCUAUGGUAAGUUACGCUUAAAGAUCAGUUUUGAAAGUCACAGGUUCAGUCCCCGGCAUCACCUACCUGACACUCUGGAAAGGCACUGCCAGUCAAGAGUAGACAGUGCAGGAAUUUGCUUCGAAUAGACUUUGAUUAGAUACCAAAUUUUGAUCUGGAAGCUCAUAUAAUUCUUCCCUUACAAGCAUUUCAAAGAAUAAUUUCACACAAGUGUUUAAAGCAGGAAUAAGAUAAAUUUCUUUUGUGGUAGAGAUGAAAGGUAGAGGGGGUGACCUUUCAGCCUAGGACCUCAUACUCUCCAGCUCAUUUCUCACACGUUUGGUGCUUCAGAUCCAGGAGAAUCUAGUUUUCACUGCUUAAUUUUCUAAUUUAGUUAGGUGCGUUCAAUAAUGAGCAAUGUUUGGCUCCUAGGCAGCCCAUUGUGAAAUUUGGCCUGCCUUGUUUCUGUCAGCAACAGUGAAUAGUGUUCAAUUAGCCUGAUAGACGAAUUUCAGUAAUUUAUCAGUAUUAUUCAGUAUUUAUCAGUAAUAGUGGUCUCAAGGUUCUAUACUCCCAUCUGUGAAUUAAAUUGGUCUCAUGAAAGGUCACAUGCAUAUCACUAAAAGGUGAUUGCACACACAACCCCAUUAACUAUGUUCAAUAUUGGUAGACCUUCUUGAACCCAUAUGAAUGUUUGAGCUUUAUGAAACUCAAUGAAAUCUUAAGAAUUUGGGGCCUAAAGUUCUCCUUCACUGGGUUAGAUUGACCAAUGGUCUAACUCAAUAUAAAACAGCUUCCUUUAUUCCUCUUGAGUCCCAUCAUCUGCAGUAUGGGAAACCAUAAUGCUGCUUAACUGGCAGGGCUGUUGUGAGGAAUACAACUAGAAAAUUAUAAAAACGUAGUGGAGGCCAAGCUGUGAAUGGUGGACAUGCUGUGCUUUGAAUUUUAUUACCAGUGUUUGAUAGCUUUUAAAAGAUUUUGACACUUUAAGAAAUCCACAGUUGUCACUUAACUUGGAAAUCAAGAGCAUCAAAAAUAAAUUACUGAAUGUGAACUUCAGAAAUAGUCUUUUCUGUUUGGCAGCAUCCUUUCAUACUUGUUUCUGCAAACAUUAACAAAAAAUGGGUAUACAGAAGCCCAACUAUAGCUGAAGGGUCUGUAGUGUGUAUUCAGGCUUGUUGUCCACCUUGGUCUAAAUUGAUCAGAUCUUUCAAAUAUGUCAUUUAGUGUUAGCUACAGCAAAAUAAUAAUCUCCUAACAAACAAAUGGGUUGCCUGAUGAGGUACUGUAUAGUUGUUCCAAUGAGUGCGUCAUUUUACUGUUACUUUAUAUGUGGUAAUGUGAUACGUAAAUUCAUGUUUAGAGUGUUGUUUUCAUGCCAGGCUCCACAUACAUGUUUCUACGUUGCUUGUGAAAAGAGGUGGCAGCAUGUUCAGAAUCUUGGACCUCUGUAUGCACCGUGGACAAAGUUUUCAGCAGCCAGCCCUUCGUGUUUCUGCUUAGUGGGAUGCUUGGGAAUAAUAGGCAUGUUUGGAAGUAGAGGCUUCCAUUUUUGUUGUUUUGUUUGCCACCACUUCAAGAGGUUUGGAGGUCUCUUUUUAAGCCUUUAUAGUUGUCACAUAUUGACAGCCCAAGUUCUAAUGGGAAAUCCUGCCCUCCUUGUUUACAUGUUUUGAUUGGAAUUAGUAAUAUUGCAAUUGUCCAUUAUAUAAUGGCAUCAUAUUGUAUGUUUCCAUGGGAACAUCUUUUAUCCCUCCCUGCCAUGUUGUUUCAUAACUGAGCACUGUGGGCUAUUAAUAACCCAAGACCAUCAGCAGUAGGGUUUUAGACUGACUGAAAGACUUUUUGUUUGUGUUGGCAAGGUGUUCUUUGAUUGAGAUGUAUGAAUGUUACAAGAGUAAAAGUAGUAGUUUAGGUGUUCAGUUAGCGCUGCAUCCUGUGUGGUGUAGUGGUUAAGAGCGGUAGUCUCGUAAUCUGGGGAACCGGGUUUGAGUCUCCGCUCCUCCACAUGCAGCUGCUGGGUGACCUUGGGCCAGUCACACUUCUUUGAAGUCUCUCAGCCCCACUCACCUCACAGAGUGUUUGUUGUGUGGGAGGAAGGGAAAGGAGAAUGUUAGCUGCUUUGAGACUCCUUAAAGGGAGUGAAAGGCGGGAUAUCAAAUCCAAACUCCUCCUCCUCCUCUUCUUCUUCUUCUUCUUCUUCUUCUUCUUCUUCUUCUGUGGCAAUUAGAUAAAUUACAUGGAAAUUGUGUUGAAGCUAAGGUGAAAUGGUAGCAUCCGCAAUUACAUACAUAAGAAGCCCCUUUCAGAUCCACUCUGAUAUGGUUCCCAUUAGUGAUCAUUUAUUCUGUUUUGUGUGUAUGAAUGAAGUUUUUCUACUAAUAUUCAGUAUUAGACUGUGCAGAAAUAGGUUUACUUCACAUGCUAUGCAUCCACCUUGGCAUCUAGUUUGUGCUGCAGAAUUCAAUUUCUCAUCUAAUCUGUCAAGUCAGUUUUUUGUACUGAGUUCUGUUAUGUGUUUCAGACACUGGUGCACUGGCCUUACGUUGUGCAUUCUUCUGGGAAUGGUACUUUUCUUCUUGUAGAGCAAACGUUUACCCCUAAAAGUUGUGCCUCAGAAAAUUGCAUGUAUCUCAGCUUUCUUUGCUAGUGGCAUUCUUCUGCUAAAAUUCAAAAUGGUACUAGAACAGUACCUGAUUAUCACCUCUCCCUCUCAUUUAUUGUAAAGGAACAAAUUCUGAGCUGUCUAAUCCCUCUGAAACAGAAUCGGAAAGGAAAGAUGAACUGAGUGAUUGGUCAUUAGCAGGAGAUGAUGACAGGGAGAGUCGACACCAACGUGACAGCAGAAGGCGUCCACCAGGGGGAAGAGGGCGCAGUGUUUCUGGAGGUCGUGGACGUGGUGGUCCCCGAGGUGGGAAGUCCUCUAUAAGUUCUGGUAUGUAUUUGAGAGGCGUAUUUUGUGUGUUGUGAUUGCACUGAACUACUUCCCUCUUAAUUGAUGAUGGUUGAUUUUUAAUAUUUUAAAGUUAAAAUAUGAGAUGAAACGUGCUCUUACUGGUUUUGUCAUUUCCUUUAAGUGCUGAAAGACCCAGACAGCAACCCUUACAGUUUACUUGAUAACACAGAGUCUGACCAGACUGCAGACACAGACGCAAGUGAAUCACACCACAGCACUAACCGGCGUAGGCGAUCUCGUAGACGAAGAACUGAUGAGGAUGCUGUCUUAAUGGAUGGGAUGACAGAAUCUGACACAGCAUCUGUUAAUGAAAAUGGCUUAGGUAUGUAAAUAGUCUUAUCAGCGCUGUCUAACUAAAAAAAAUAUAAUAGUCACUCUUCAUUUUCUUAACUAGCAUUUUAUUCUACUUGUUUCCUUGUGGUUCAAAAGUGUGUCCUCAUCUGUUGUAGUAUUAAAAGAUUUUAGCUCUAUAUUGGACUGGAAUAUUUUGGACCAAAUAAUCGGAAAGGCUGACUUUCAUUUGAUUGUUGUCUUAGAGAUGCCUUCUGAUAUCUACGUCAUAUUUAGGGUUUUGCAACCAUAUCUCUGCUACCCUGUUACCAUAUAUGCAUCCAGUCCAAUUUUAGCCUUAGUCCAUAGUAAUGGGAUAGCAGGGCAUACAUUGAACUCAUUCAUAAGGCUUCAGUCCAUGUAGAUAUCUGCUAUCGACUUGGUGGGAAAGUCAGAGGAGCCAGGCCUUAAUUUCACAUUUGUUUACUUCUCAAGAAUUAGAGUCCCCUUUGCCUUCUCUAGGUCUUAAGUAGUUUUAUUGCUGAAUUUGCUAAAUGAACUUUGGGAAGAAGGAAAUUGAGGCCAGGAGAAGAGUCCCCAUUUCUUGCUCCUCUAAGGCUGUGAUUCAAAACAUACUUAAAAAUAAGUAGGGCUUCCGUGUAUGUGAUUUCAGGUCUAGGGUUUAUUUUCAGUGUCUAAGAAUAGCCAUUUACAGUUUAAGCAAAUCACACCAAGGAAAAAAUCUUUCUCUUGAGAUGGGGAAUUAAUUUCUUUAGCCAAGGUUUAACUUUCGGUACCAACUUAGUGAUAACAUCUUAAACAGAGUUGCAGUUGCUUUUUCAGUCCCCUGAUGUGUAAAAGUUUUUUGCGCUACUUAGCCAUUCUGAAUACUUUUUCCUUUGAAAUUGUUGUGUGCUAAAUUGCCAGCAGAACAAUUUGGUCACCGAGAAAGUUCAUAGUAAAACUUUGCAAUUGCAGAUGAUAGAGACAAAAAACCCCAGCGACGCAAUCGUAGUCGCAGGCGUCGUUUCAGGGGUCAGGCAGAAGAUAGACAGCCAGGUAACUCGAUUGGAGAGGUGAACCACCUCGGGUCACAAGCAUGAAGGAAUGCUCUGCGUUUGCUGUUUGUGUACCUUCUAAAAUAUAUGUAAAGCUGUCUUUUGUAAAUAAUGAUUGCUUAAUACUAAUCAAACUGCAGGAUGAGAAAUGGUCAGUGGGGCAUGUUCUAGUUUUUAUAAUGAAACUAAUACUGUUGCCUUUUAUUUGGUGUACUUCCACUGUAAGAGUGUGCAGAACUUUACUUAAUCUAUGUUGAAAUUAGAGGACAACUAUAAAUGAAUGUCAUAGGUGCAAGGGUAUGUAUUCCAUGUUGCAAGUAACACUGUCAGACAGACUCUUCCUUCGGCCUUCUGGCAUCUUUCCUUAAUAUGCAUAAAAGGUAUGUUAGCCAAGUUUUAGUGCUGUAGCAAACCAGGAUGCAUGGAGCCUUCCUGUCCUUUGAAUCAAACUUACAUCUCUUGCUUUUAAGAACACCAGAAAUCACAACUAAAUUAAAACAAAAAAUUGUUGCAUGUUCAUGCUUUGAUAAUUGUGGUUUGACAGAUUUUUUUAAAAAAGCAUACUAACACCUUACAUAUUUUAAAGGUGUAAAAUACCUUUCAGUAUAAUUCUGAGUGUUGCACCUGUAAAUUCAUCGUUUGUUGUGCUAAGUAUUCCCCCCCCCUAAAAUGUAGUGUCUGUAUUUCACUCAAGUAAUUAUUGGUGUUGCGUUUGCUACAUUAUCCACACACAGCAGCUUAAACAAGCUAUUGAACAACAGAGGCAUACCACACACAAUCCAUCUGCAGCUUUUGUCAAAUGAUGGUGUAGAUUUGCUUCUGCAGAAGCAUAGAAUUGGAGAAUACCGGAAAGUCAUAUAGAAGGGUUGUUGCUAAGUGGCAGAGCCCAUGCUUUCCAUACAAAAGGUCCCAGUUUAGUCCCCAGCAUAGAAUCAUAAAAUUUUAGGGUUGGAAGGGACCAUUCUAGUCCAACCCCCUGCAAUGCAGGAAUCUCUUUGCCAAACGCUGGCCUUGAACCCACAACCCUGAGAUUAAGAGUCUCAUGCUCUACCGACUCAGCUAUCCCAGGACCAAGUUAGGGCUUCUCCAGGUAAGGCUGGGAAAGCCUCCUGCAAGAAACCCUGGAGAGCCAGUCAGUAUUGACAGUACUUAGCUAGAGUGACCAGUGUCUGACAGCAUAAGGCAGCACCAUAUGUUUAUAGGCUUACAUCACCUUCUAAAAGAUGAACUGUUGUGAAAGCAUAUUGGGUUAAUCUUAAAUUUUGGACAAGCUAAUGUCUGGCGGUCAUUUUCCCAUGAAGCAUCUUCAGAAACAUGGCUAUGUCUGCACUGUCAGGUUUUUCUUGCUACGUGUUGUGCAUGUAGAUGUGCGAUCCAGACUGCUGCAUUGAACUGCACUGUGCUCUUUUCCCUCUCCAGCAUAAUGGUUGUACAUUGCAAUCUAAAGGAACACAUAUUCCCCUUAUGUGAAUAAUUUUAAGCAGAAGCAGAUUGCUUACAUGCAGUUCUGCAGCACUGUUAAUGAAGACCACAUUAACCCCCUUGGCAAUAACAGGAAACUCGAACCUGUUCUGAAGCUAUAAUUGCUGUGCACAGCUGUUCUGUUUUGUGGAUUUAUUUUAUGAUUUUAAUGCAAUUUGUAUUUUAAUUGUGAUACUUUUAUAACUCUUCAUUGGAGCAUUUGGUGAAGAGCAGGCUAUAAGUACGAAUAAAUAAAUGACCCUUAAUGAUCAGUCCUGCAGAAUUUCAUCCUGGGCUGACACCCAGGCCAUGUUGGCCAGAUUGUCUGGCCCUGUAUAUCACCUUCCUCUCAACCUGGUCUAAAACCACUUUGUAUUUUUCAAGCUUAUUAUCAAAAUAAUUUUCUUUUGGUCUCUUUGAAGAAUAUAAUUCAGAAAGCUGUAAGCACUACCAUAGCAAACCAAUCAUUUUCUAGUAAUAAUGCAGCCUAUAAACAAAAUCCUGUCCUGCUUAAGACAUGAAUAGGGAAACCCUUUGAAAACAAAUAGAUUUAUUGACUUGAUUAGGAUUAGUUCUGAGCAAGAAGCUAUGGGGAGGCUUUAGAUUGCCCCAGACAAUUAGUAACUUGACGAAUAAUUCCGUUUGUAGUUGAGAAUCCUUCAGAGACUGUCAGUAUACAGUACUAAAUGAUAAAACAUUCAAAACAUAUGUAGACAGGGUUUAGAAUCUCCCAGCAACCAUUCCUGAAAGCUUAGGGGUUUUGAGAAAUGUAUUGUGAUAUAAAAACCUUAUAAGGCAUCUGCAUAAAUGGGCCCUGUUGGUUUGCAGCCAAUGGUGGCUGCUCAGUUCUUAAACAUCAAGUAAUUUAAGCAAAAAUAAUUUUUUUCUCUCUCCUCACAGUAACAGUUGCUGAUUAUAUAUCAAGAGCAGAAUCUCAGAGUAGACAAAGAAACCUCCCAAGGGAAACACUGGCCAAAACCAAGAAAGAAAUGGUAAGAAAAAUUACAAGAAACAAAAUGAUAGUGUUAAUGGAAAUAUGUGGUCUCCUCCCGUGUGUGUGUAUAGAAUAAUUUAAUCACUGACACCACAACAUCAGAGGAGAGUGACUACAAAUGCUGUUAAAUGUGGUUGCCCAUCACGCUGGUGCUGAUACACACUAGGGAAACACAGUCUGGUACCAUCACAGGUCCUUACAUUGACCUACAUAGCAAUUUUAUAGGAUCCUGUGUCUGAAUCCUUCCCAUUAGUGCUGACUGCCAAACCUUUGUUAGUCUUUUGUCUCAAGUGGGCUGGUGUGGGGAAGGUGACGGCAUGUUAAUAUUUUACAUAAUAGGACAAUUAAGGCGGGAGUACUUGGCUACAUAUCAGCCCUGCUGGGUCACACCAAAGGCCCAUGUGAUCCCAGCCUUCUGUUGUCACAGCAGCUAACCAGGUGCCUAUGAGAAAGCUCAUAAGCUGGACAUGAGCCUAAUAAAUGUAAAUGUGUUCAGUGAAGAAGGCUUAUCCUGUUCAUCUAUUAUCCACCUAUGAAAAAUAAUGGUGAUUCAUGUCCCCAUUUCCUCAGAGACAAUUCAUGUAUGGAAUUCAUUGUCACAAAAUGGCUUACGCAGCAAAUGUUUUUAACUGGAUUUUAAAAUAAACGAUUUAAUUAUUUGAAAAGGUAACAGAAUUGACAAACAGAAUGCUGUAGGUACCAGAAAUCAAAUGUAUUAAUUUUUAUUUAAAACUUGCUUUUCUAGUAACAUCUGAAUUUGAGAGGAGGGAAAAUAGUAGCUUAUGUUAUGAAUCAUUCGUGUGUCGUCUUGUCACUAAUUUUUUAAAAUUUUAUUUUCAGACAAAAGAUGUGAUUGAAGAAGUUGGCCUUUCUGAAAAGGCCAUAAAUGGCCCUGCAGUUAUUUCUGAGACUGAGCCUUCCAAUUUGCAGCAUAGUCCUGAAGAAAGGCCUAGUACUGUACAAGAAGAUGGGAAUAAACAGGACGAAGCUGUGCUGAAUGGUGUUUCAUAA